Molecule: messenger RNA, 886 nt
Organism: Ipomoea triloba (trilobed morning glory)
Lineage: Eukaryota; Viridiplantae; Streptophyta; Magnoliopsida; Solanales; Convolvulaceae
Product: agamous-like MADS-box protein AGL61
Exons: 1
Coding region: 30-635 (201 amino acids)
Biological process (GO): regulation of transcription by RNA polymerase II
Molecular function (GO): RNA polymerase II cis-regulatory region sequence-specific DNA binding; protein dimerization activity; DNA-binding transcription factor activity, RNA polymerase II-specific
Source: RefSeq, a predicted model, not a curated record
UGGAAAGAGAGCUUGAGAGAUCGAGAGCUAUGGAGGCCGGCAAGAAAACCAGGGGCCGACAGAAAAUUCCGAUGCGCCGGAUCGAGAAAGACGGCGAUCGAUUCGCGACGUUCUCGAAGCGGCGCAAAGGUUUCUACAAGAAAGCGACUGAGCUUUGCUGGCUGUCCGGUUGCGAUAUCGGGAUAGUUCUGACGUCUCCGACGGGGAAGAUGUUCUCGUUCUUCAAUCCGUCGCCGGAGUCGAUCAUCCGGCGAGUGUUCGGCCGGGGGAUAAACCUUGACGGCGGCGAACUCUCUCAGGCCGUCGACGAGCACUCUCGGCGACGAGUCAACGAGCUCUACGAGAUGAUCGACGGCGUGGAGGCUCGGAGGGAGGUUUUGAAUCAGAAAUCGAAGGCGCUGGAUCAGAGCAUUUCGUCGAACACCUGGUGGGAGACUCCUGUCUCCGACUUCUCCUUGGAAGACGUUGAGAGGUGCCAAGCUUUCCUGGAAGAGCUACAGACUAAGGCGAGUAUCUGCUUUGAUGCACUUAAUAAUGGCGGCGGUGGAUCUUCAAUCUCCAUAGCCUCUCAACCACAAAAUGCUGCAGUGUUCUCCCCAUAUCCCUUGCUUCCUUCAAACGCAGGAAAUGUCUGAUCUGAUCUUCCAUGGUUAGAUUGCAGUUUGAUGGAUCAAAGGAUGUUCUAAAAGUAGGGUUGAUGAGGUUAAGGGUUUAAGUUCAUUUCUUCAUGCAUGGCAAUGAGGGAUUAUUAUUUAUUACAUAUUGAUAUUUUAUAUAUCUAUGCAUUUCAAUUUUAUUUCGAGUUUUAUUAUAUAGUACAAUAAAUCGGAUUGCUUGAAUUAUAACGGAUCGAUAUAACUGUACUUGACUUGAUAUAUAGUCAAGA